AUGAAGGAUCAUAGUUCUACAUAUUAUAUCUUUGGCCUCAUCGUUUUAACUAUUUUAAAAAUCUCGGAAUCACGAAAUCGAUUUAUUAAAGUUCUUACAUCUUCAAACCCCGAGUUAGCAAAUGUAACUUUUCAGUUUGGAGAAAAUGACAAAAAGGAAACAAUUUUCAAUUUAACAGUAGUUUAUCAGUAUGAAUUACCCUCUAUGGUUGCGACAUUCUUUUUUGCUAUAAAUAAAGACAAACAUGAUCAAAACUAUGAAAGAGUUUUAGUAAAGAACUCAAUUAACAUUUGUAAAAUGUUAAACGGAGUUACUGGAGACUUUCUAACCAAAAUGAUGAUGGAGAGUCUUGGCAAAAGUACAGACAUAUCUUUAAAAUGUCCAAUGCAAAAGCCAGCUAGAAUCAAUUUAGAAGGAGUAAAUUCAGUUUCAGAACCAGAAUUUGCAAAUUUCUCAGUUGUCAUGAGUAAAAAUAAGCAGAAGGAUACAAUCAUGAACAUAACAAUAAAUUUUGCUUAUGAAGUAUCAAAAAUGAUGAUCUCGUUUUCUUUUGAUGUACCAAAAGAUAACAAUGAUAAGAACUUUGAACGAACAAUUAUAAAGUCAACAAUUAAUGUAUGCAAAAUGUUUCAAGGAGUCAUGGGAGAUUUCAUUGUGAAAACAAUCAUGGAUGUUCUCCAUAAAAGUGUUGAUUUUGAAUUAAAGUGUCCUUUUCCAAAGAGGACAUUCACAGUUACAAACUUUCUAUUUAGUGAUAAAUUUCUUCCAACAUAUUUGCUCGUAAGUGAUUUUCAAUUUAUGGUUCGUGCUAAAGUUAUGGGGAAGGUUCCCCAACAUAAGAAUUUAGUUCAUCUGUUUUCUACUAAAACUGUUGGAAAAAUAACCAGAGUUUAA
Molecule: messenger RNA, 894 nt
Organism: Chironomus riparius
Lineage: Eukaryota; Metazoa; Arthropoda; Insecta; Diptera; Chironomidae
Source: the annotation of a GenBank genome assembly